AUGAUUGUACAUUCCUUAAAUUUUUUAUAGAAAAGUUUACUAUUUAAAUAAUCCUUAAAUAAACAUCUAGAUGAGGUUACUUCAAUUUUUUUGAAUCAAUCUGAAACUACUUUAUUAUUUUGUAGUAAAGAUGCUUAAAUUAUUGUUUGGAAAAAAAUAAUGAUUGGGAGUUUAAGAAUAUUGUUAAUCAUUCAGUUCAAUAAUAUGGGGAAUAAAAUAGUUUUCAUUAAAGAUAAUUAGUUUAUUUCGACUUAAUUUAAAGAACAAAAUAUUCUUGUAUUUGAGAAAGAAAAUCAAAUAUUUAUCUAAAAUCCUAAAAGCAGCAUAAUAAAUGAAAUAAAUUAAUAUGUUAAAUUUCCAUUUAUUUAUAAUUCAUAAUAUAACUAAAUUAUUUGUCAUCAUGGCUAAACCAUUAAUUUUAGUAAAAUAAUUAUAAAAUAGAUCAUUUCAGAUAGUGUCAAAUUUUUUGAAUCAACCAAAUGGUUAAUUCGGAGGAGUGGUUACAAAUGA
Molecule: messenger RNA, 510 nt
Organism: Paramecium pentaurelia
Lineage: Eukaryota; Ciliophora; Oligohymenophorea; Peniculida; Parameciidae
Source: the annotation of a GenBank genome assembly